Messenger RNA from Cuscuta campestris, 1979 nucleotides. NCBI's taxonomy places the organism in Eukaryota, Viridiplantae, Streptophyta, Magnoliopsida, Solanales, Convolvulaceae. The record is from the annotation of a GenBank genome assembly.
AUGAGAAAUGCAAUAAUGAAAAUAUCUUUUUCUUCCCACAUCAGCUCUUCGUCUUUCCUUCUUGAUGUGCAAGAGUAUUGAUAUUCAAAAUUUAACAGAGCUUCAGAUUCAAUACCACUGAAAUUCUUCUGAUUUUCAUCCCUGCAAUUUCUCCCGAUCAAUUUUUUGUUGUUUCCGAUCUUGAUAUCUGUUUCCGAUCCAUUUUAGAAACGUACUUCCGAUCAAUUUUCGCGAUGACCUCAAAUCCAAAUUCUGGAAAUUUAGCUUCUUCAGAUCCUCUCUAUUUCCAUCCAUCCGAUCGCCCUGGAUUGUUGCUCGUCUCUAAGCAAUUCAAUGGUGAAGGCUUUGGAUCCUGGAAGAAAUCCAUGUCGAUAGCUUUAUCUACUAAAAACAAGUUCGAUUUUGUCAGCGGCAAAAUUGCUAAACCUAACGGUGAUCCUAUUCGGCUAAGUCAUUUGCAGAGGUGUAAUGACAUGGUAACUUCAUGGAUUCAGAAUGAAAUCAAUUCAACCCGUCAAGGAAAUCUUGAUAUUGCAGCUUAUUACACCAAGUUGAAGAAAAGUUGGGAUGAGCUUAGUGCUAUCACAAAAUCCCCUGAUUGCACAUGUGGAGCUAUCCAAGCCUUACUUAAACAUGAUCAGGAUCAGAAACUGAUUCAAUACUUGAUGGGGCUAAACUAUGCAUACACUACAACGCGUGGAAAUUUGUUGAUGAUGAAACCUUUACCUACAGUUACUCAAGCUUACAAUGGGUUGAUACAGGAAGAAAAACAGAGAGAAGUUCAAGUUCCCAACCAAAUUUUACCUGAUCAUUCUUCUCUAAAUGUUGCCAAACCUGCAUAUAGAAAUUACAAUGGGAUCAUGAAAACUGACACUAAGAGAUCCCUAUUCUGUGAACAUUAUUACAAGAAACCUGGACAUCUAGCUAAUAGAUGCUUCAAGCUAAUUGGCUUCCCAAAGGAUUUCAAGUUUACAAAAGGGAAGAAUGCGUCAGCACACUCGGCCAAUGUCGAGGAAUCACACAAAACCAUUCCCGAAACAGAGAUGCAUGUCAAUUCUGAUCUCUGCAAUCAAUUUUUGAAGUUUCUUUCUAAUGUUCAGACCAAUGGGAUCAAUCAAGACAAUAAUCAGUCUAUUUCAUCUGCUUUUCACGUUGUUCAUCAGAACUCCAUAGCUCAUUCGGCUUGUUCAGGCUUGGACAAAACUUCAAAUAUGUAUAAAGUUGGCAAAGGAACUACUGAUAUCCUGCCCGAGUUCUUGAAUUUGUACGACGACACCAGAGGCCAUAUCAUUUUUCUGAAAAAAGUGGUCAUAUCAAUUAAUAUCAAGGAAAACUGAAAGAUCUCAAAGUUGGACAUAUUCCAUAUUCAAAGUCUCUUAACUCUAUUGAUGGCAUCAUCAGCCUUGACCGCCUUUAUUAGCUGCGAAAAGCAGUGGCGCGCAUGGAGAUAUCGACGACCGGCGACGCCACAACAGUAGGCUCGAGGGAGGCGGCGAGCAGACCUGACUUGGCCCCUCCCUGAUUCCGGCGUGGGUGGCAGCAGCGACGGCGACCUCCGCAGGUUCUGGCGAUCUGCCACUGCGACGACGUGGACUCAAUCCGACGGUGACCGCCACAGUCCGACGAGUUGUGCCUGCGACGGAAGCGGCAGAUCUGGUGUAGCUCCACCUCUGUUCCGGCGACUCCCUCCGGCAACGAGUGUAGACAGCGGGGUGAACAACGACUAGGUCCGGCGACGGUCUGAGCUGACCGGGGCAGCAACUCCGAUGACUCUGACAGUAGAUUGGAACCAGCGGAGGUACUCUGGCGAUUGGCCUCCAGCGACCAGCGACAUCUGGGCUUCGAUUGGAUGAGUUCGGGCAGGCUUGGGCAGCAGCGGGCUGGCCGGCGGUUAUGCCCGGAUGGCGUUGGGUGUUCCAGGAAGUUGUCGACGAGAUCGGACAUCCACGAAAGUCGUGGACAGCGGAAUCGUGCUCCAG